This is a messenger RNA of Selaginella moellendorffii, 1637 nucleotides long. RefSeq names its product 3-oxo-Delta(4,5)-steroid 5-beta-reductase. The coding region runs from base 70 to 1254 and encodes 394 amino acids. Lineage: Eukaryota; Viridiplantae; Streptophyta; Lycopodiopsida; Selaginellales; Selaginellaceae. The transcript has a single exon. The record is from RefSeq and is a predicted model, not a curated record.
GGCCGGGGGAGUCAUUUAAAAGGUUUACUGUUUGAGACUUGGCCGCGCCCAGCUCUCGCAAAGGUAAGUAUGUGCUCACUGCUUCCUCUCUGCUGCUCUAGAACAGAGCCCCCGGAGGCCGCCAGCAAACACGAUGGUCACAACGAAGCUCUCAUUGUUGGAGUGACCGGCAUAGUUGGCAAUAGCCUGGUCGAAGCUUUGCAGCGUCCCGACGCACCCGGAGCCCCGUGGAGAAUCCGCGGCAUCGCUCGCCGGCCCAGGCCCCGCUGGUUCGAGCACCCGGACGUCGACUAUAUCCAGUGUAACCUGCUGAAUCUGUCCGAAGUCACACCCAAGCUCUCCAGCCUCGACGGAGUGACUCAUGUAUUCUGGGUUGCCUGGGAAAAGAAGAGCACCGAGGAGGAGAACUGCGAAGCCAAUGGUUUCAUGCUGCGAUCUGUCCUCCAAACGCUGCUACCAGUUGCCAAGAAACUCAAGCACGUCUGCCUCCAAACCGGUGUCAAGCACUACCUGGGACCGUAUUUUCACUUCGGCACCAUCAAGCACUAUCGGCCUCCAUUCCGCGAGGACCUGCCCCAAGUCCCCGGCCUUCCAAACUUCUACUACACUCUGGAGGAUAUCUUGUUCGAGGCAUGCUCGCCGUCGUCGGGCAUAACGUGGUCCGUCCACCGGCCUAACAUAAUCUUCGGCUUUGCUCCUCGGAACCACGCCAACGUUCUUGGCAGCUUGGCCAUAUAUGCUGCUAUUUGCAAACACCAGAAGCUCAGCUUUAAUUUUCCAGGAAACCGGCAGUCGUGGGAGACGCUUACGAACGUUUCGGAUGCCGACCUUGUUGCGGAGCAGGAGCUGUGGGCUGCGACGAAUCCAAGAGCCAAGAAUGAGGCGUUUAACGUUGCCGACGGAGACUGCACGAGCUGGGAGAGGCUCUGGGCUGUCAUGGCUCGGGAGUUCAAGCUUGAGUGUCCGGUGUACGAUGGAAAGCCAGUCAGUCUCGAUCAGCUUCUGAAGAAUAAGAAAAACGUGUGGGAGCAGAUCGUUGUCGAGAACGGCCUUCUCGAGACGGCAGUACAGGACGAGACGUGGUGGGCUGUCGAUUUGUGCCUCAACUUCCCGUUCCAGGUAGUCAGCUGCAUGAACAAGAGCAAAGAACACGGCUUCCUCAGUUACAGGAACAGUGAAAAGUCCGUAAUCUACUGGAUACGAAAGAUGAAAGAGAAGAAUAUCUUACCAGACGACAAAUUUUGGACCAGCUGAGUCGUUGCUCGUGCGGUUCGAAUGCUCUGGCCCAUCUAAUAGCAAUUACGUGCUUCCCUUCUCCACCCUUCCAAACUUUAAGAGAACAAAAAAUCCGAAGAAUCCAGCUGUCCUUCGCUAUCUAACUUUCCAAAUCCUGCUUAUCUUACACCUGUAAGUGACGGAUCAGGACGGUCUGUCUAGAAAGACCGACUCCACCGAUCGAAGCCCCUGAUAACUGGCGUCAAACACGAGCUCCUCAGUUCCCACAGGCUUGGUCUGCUUCUUGAACUUGAGAAAAGCCAACGUGCUCGGAUCGGUAUCGAUGGACUCCUCCACCCGCUUCUUAUCCUUGAAAUCGUCGUGCUUGUCCAGGUACCCACGCUGCAUUUGCUUCCGGAUAA